Lotus japonicus is the source of this 2124-nucleotide messenger RNA. RefSeq names its product protein WVD2-like 4. The record is from RefSeq and is a predicted model, not a curated record. The coding region runs from base 117 to 1763 and encodes 548 amino acids. NCBI's taxonomy places the organism in Eukaryota, Viridiplantae, Streptophyta, Magnoliopsida, Fabales, Fabaceae. The transcript is spliced from 9 exons.
AUGUACACAAAGAAACGGCCACAUGGAAUAAAAUAAAAUAAUAAGACCACUCACAUAGAGUCAUAGCUCAAGUGAAGUUUGGAUCUUUUGAGGUUUCAACCACGUUGUAGUGAAACAUGGGAGACUCAGCUUGUCUCAUGCAACCAUUCUGCUAUGCUUCCGGCAUUACCAAUGAAGCCAACGAGAAUAACUCAAUCCAUGCACUUGGGCAGUCAAUCUCGUUUGGGAGGUUCAUGUCAGAAUCACUGGCAUGGGAGAAGUGGUCUAGUUUCUCCCACAACCGCUACGUUGAAGAGGCAGAGAGGUAUUCAAGACCUGGUUCAGUUGCACAGAAAAAAGCAUUCUUUGAAGCUCACUACAAGAAACUUGCAGCUCAGAAAGCAGCUGCUAUGCUUGAACAAGCAAACAAUGCUGAAGCACAAAACAAUGCCACAGAACAAGAAGAUGCUUCAGUGAUUGAUGAUGAAGGGGUUGUCAAGGGAGAACAAGAUGCAAAAGUUUUGAGUUUGAUCUCUGAGUCAGAUCCUCCCAUUGUCAGAGCUAUUGGCCAUGAUUCAGAUUCAAAUGCAGAGGCAAGUAUCAUAUCUGAAAGUAACAUGGUAGAGGAAGCUGAACCAGAUAUGGAACAAGCAGUUGUUGCAGGAAAUUCAAUAAAGGUUGAAUUGAAAAAUCAGCUUGAUGAAGUUGAUGCCCAUAAAGAGCAGAGUGAAAAGCUUAGUGUCACACCUCUGAUUAUGACACCAACAGUGAAGCAGGUCCUUGACCCCAAAUCUGAUCAGGAAGUUUUGGCAUGGACUGGCAAGAAGAAACCACCAGUUUCUCUCUCUGAGUUAUUAAAAGCUAAUGCAACUUCCAGGUUCACUUCAACACCUGUUAAAUCCACUGCUCCUAAUGGAACCACCAAGUUCAUCUCCACACCUGUUAAACCCAUUGCUCCUAUUUCGUCCAAAAGAGAUAAUAUUGCUACCCCAAUGAGCAACAAGCUUCCCACAUUAAGCAGCAACAACAACAAAAGUCGAAUCCCACUAACUGAGGUCGACUAUAUGGAUCACACUACGCCAUUGAGCCGUAUCCCUGCUGCAUUAAACACUACAGAUAAAAAGAGAUCAACUCCUAAGUCGCUUCAAAUGUCAGCUAAUUUUACACCCAUUAGAGAACUAAACAGAUUGACAGCAUCAGUUAUGAGGAAAUUUGAAAGUACAAGAGCUGGUGCUGGCUCUUCCAAGGCUUCAAAUGAUAGCUUGAUGACUCCUCUAAGAACCCCAACUAUGGUUUCCAAGGAGAUGCAAAAGCAUUCUUCAUUGACUCCACUAACUGAAAAGAAAAGGAACAAAACACCUAUUGAUCCAUCAACCGCAGGCAACCGUACAUCUGGCCCUAAGUGGCGCUUGCUUUAUGGAGAGAACAAAAUGAGAUCCCCGGUUAUAACAUCUCCUUUCAACUUGAAGACAGAAGAAAGGGCUGCAAGAAGAAAGAAGAAACUUGAAGAAAAGUUCAAUGCUAAUGAACCACAAAAGGUGCAGUUGCAUACGAAACUCAAGGAAAAAGCAGGGACAGAGAUUAGAAAACUAAGCCAAAGCUUUUGCUUUAAAGCCAGGCCACUACCUGAUUUUUACAAGGAAAGGCCAGCAUCAAUAAAUGAGACAAGAAAGAACCCAUGGCCACAUUCUGAAUCACCUAAAGAAGGAAGAAAACCCAUUCCUUGUAUGGCAGAAGGAAAAAACUUCUUUACCUCCAAACAGACCUUCACUGAAAAACAAUAACACCAAGAAUUUCCAGGGAAAGAGUGGUCGCGCCUUGACUCAUCAUCCACUAAUAUCAAACUCCAUGAUGAGUAUUCCAACUCAUGAGAAUACAUCACCAAAUAUUCAGCAUGGAAAUCAGAAUGACAGAAAUUACAGAUAAUGACCAUGUUGAACGAAUGAAGUGUGUGAUCAUGGUAAACUUGUAAAUGUAGCUUCACAAAAAUGAGGCUGUAACCACAUUAAUUAGGAACUAAAGAUUGUUUAUUGUAUUCCGGGUACAUAGCAACAUUAGCAGCCUUCUAACCCUUUUCUAUUUCCAUCCUCAUCAUCCACCUUAUUAUUUUCCAAUACAUUCAAAUGUCACUCCCAGUUUAUGUAA